CAGUCUGUCCAGUCCGCUUUCUACGGAUUAGCUUUUCUGGUCAGGAUUUGGUCGGAAUAAAUUCACAUUUUUUUUUGCACGGCCUGCAGGGAUGUCGUGGGAUUUUAUCGUACCGGUUUGUUCGGACGAUCUCGUGAAGUCUGGUGCUGUUAACCAGUAUGUGGUUCAAGAUGUGCUGUCUGUUAAACAGCUAAACUCUCAUAUCAACAGUUUUAAAGCAGCACUGAGAAGUCAAGGGCCCCUGUGCAUCCUGGAGCAUUUUGACACAGCAUACAGUGUUUUGCAACAUUGUCGCACAGUUGAUGUGGCAAUAAAAGAAGACACACUGGAGUUGCUGAUACAAGUGGUCAGGGGCCUGUCUGUUUCCCUGCCGACCCUUCUCCUGUCAGGCUCUCUGUUAGCCAUGGACCGCAAACAGCAGCUCAACACCGUGAAGAUGAGUGUUUUUCUUCUUUGCAAACUCACAGAAACACUUGAGAGUGACUCGUACAGGGAGACUAUAGUCACGGCACCCAGCAAGGGUCGUAAGAAGGAAAAAGUUGCCGGAAAAGGUCUCCUGCAGUGGGACAGUGAGAGAGAGACCGUUCUUCAGUGUUUGACUCAACUGCUGCAGCUGGACAUUCGCACACUGUGGAGUCUGUCUCUAGUGGAGGAGGAGUUUGUUAGUUGUGUGACAUGCUGUUGCUAUAAACUCCUGGAAAACCCCACCAUAAACCACAUGAAGAGCAAGUCCACCAGAGAUGCCAUCAUUCAUGUGCUAGGAAUCAUGGUGAAGAAAUACAAUCACAUGUUGGGAGCAUGUGUGAAGGUGAUUCAGCUCUUGCAGCACUUUGAGCAGCUGGCAUCAGUAUGUGCUCAAGCUGUGGCUUCCUGGAGCUCAGAGUAUGGGGUCAAGGUCAUCGUCGGAGAGAUCAUGAGAGAGAUUGGUCAGAAGUCAAGUGAGGAACUAGCCAGAGAAGGUUCAGGUGUGAAGGCUUUCUCCAGCUUUUUGUCGGAACUCGGUACUCUGGUACCUGAAACCAUGAUCCCCAACAUCAGUGUUCUCCUGACACACCUGGAGGGAGAGAGUCCGAGUCUACGGGUGGCAGUGUGUGAGGUUCUCGGUGAGGUUCUUGUCCGGGUUUUGUCUGGUGAUAAGCUGGAUGAUUCUGCUCGUGCAAGCCGAGAUCGUUUCCUGGACACAUUGCAGGAGCACAUCCAUGAUGCCCACUCGCAUGUCCGAGCACGUGUGUUACAGGUCUAUGCACGUGUUGUCAACAGCAAGGCCUUGCCCCUGUGCAGGUACACAGAAGUUAUGGAGCUGACCGUUGGGCGUCUGGGUGACAAGUCUGUCCAUGUGUGUAAGAGUGCUAUCCAGCUGCUGGCUGCCUUCAUUGCUCAUAACCCAUACAGCUGUAAGUUGAGCAGUGUGGACCUGACAAAUCCGCUGGAAAAAGAGAUGGCCAAAUUAAAAGAGAUGAGAGACUCUCAAAAAGAGCAAGUUCCUGUUGCAGUCAUAACAGCAGCUGAUCUUUGGGAUGCAAUGAAGCCUGAGUUGGAGAUGACUGUGAAAGCACAACUGGAGCCUGGCAGUGAGGAAGAGGAGAAUGAAGAAGAGGAGGAGACCGGGGGAGAGGAGGAGAGAAGCGACAGAGACACUGCUUUACAAAUUGCACAGCUUCUCCGGGAAAGCAAAUACAGGAAGGCAGUUGGUCUGUGCAUACGGGCUCACUCACUAUACCCAGAGUCAUCGUUCUUCUCAGAUCUGGCUGACCUAAAUGCAGAAACCCUUAUCAAAACUCUUGCAACACUUUUCAAGGGCCCAGAGCAGGAGACACCUGAGGCUGUGUCGAGCGAUGCUCCACUCACCCCACAGAAAGAGGGUGGAGGGAAUGAAGGUAGAGAGAGUGAACUAAAGAAGCAGGAGAUGUUGGUUCAAUAUUUGAAAGACACAGAGAGCUUCGCUCUUCAAGUGGAAAGAGCUAUCGCUGUCAUUAACAACAUGCUGUACUGGAAAACCACUACAGUUGUGCAGGAGGCAGUGCAGUUCUGUGUCACAGCGUUUGAGUUUAGUGUGGCCGACUCUGUGUGUGGGGUCAGAAAGAUGCUGCCUCUUGUCUGGUCCACUGAUGUCACAAUCAAAGAUGCCGUCAUUCAGGCUUACAGGCGCCUGUACCUCAACCCCCCCGGUGACAACACCAGGGCAAAGGCUCAGACUCUAGUGGAUAAUCUGUCAGAUCUGAUGAUCGAUGCUUCAUUGGGGACCGUCCAGUGUCUGGAGGAGAUUGUCCAGGAGUUUUUCAGCAGUGAGAGUGCCCUGCAGACUUCAGUGGUGCAGGUUUUGUGGGAGAGGUUCUCUGGUAAACGAGAGACUAAAGCACUUCACAGGAGAGCUGCAGUGCUAUUGCUGGGCAUGGCAGCACGUGCUGAGAGGGAGGUGGUUCUCAGUAAUUUGGACACACUCUGCUCUGUCGCUCUGGGUGAGAAGGUUGCAGAAGAUUAUCUGCUGGCUCGGGACACACUCAUCACCAUUGCUAACAUUACAGACCAUGUGAGGCAAUCCAAGGGUGUUCCCUUUAGGCUUCCUAUGGACCACCAUCUCUUCAGCUGUUUGUCCCAAGCCAUUGCUGAUGGAGUAGUCCAGUCCGACCCCCACUGGCAGACCUUCAUGGAACAGGCUGUCCGUCUCAUCUACUUUUUGGCAGAGUCCCCUGACCAGCUGUGUUCCCGCCUCCUCCAGCGGUCCGCUCAUCUCCUAUUGGAACAAAUCACAGAGGGCGGAGAGCCCAACCAAUCACAACUGCAGGAAGGCGGGUCUCAGGGCUCUGAGGAGCAAGUGAAUUGCGUGAGCUUGGCCCAGGUGCUUUCACUGUGUGGAGCUGUGGCCUUCUGGCAGGUGUCUCACCUUGAGAGAAGUGUAAGCGCUGAGCUGCGGAGGAGAAGAGGAGAAAAGGAAGAGGAGGAGGAGAAAGAGAAGGCACCUGCCAACAAAAAGGAGGCUAAUGACAGUUGUGUGGAGGAGGAGCUCGGGCUAGUGGGCGCCUCAGCUGAGGACACUGAGGCGGAGAUUAUCCGCAAGAUCUGUGAGACUGAGUUAUUAUCUGAAGGGAACAUGUUGAGUGCCUUUUUGCCUUUGCUGGUGAAAGUUUGCAGCUCUCCAGGGAAAUAUUCCCACCCUCAGCUCACCACUGCUGCCUGCCUGGCUCUGUCUCAGUACAUGAUGAUCAGUCCUGCUGUUUGUAAAGACAAUAUCCGGCUGCUGUUCACUGUGCUGGAAAAAUCUCCACUUCCUGUUGUCAGAGCCAACACAAUUGUUGCUCUUGGUGACCUAACAGUCCGCUUUCCCAACAUCCUGGAACCCUGGACGCCCAAUCUUUACGCCAGGUUGAGUGAUGAGAACGCAUCUGUUCGGCUGACUGCCAUCACGGUUUUGACCCAGCUGGUGCUGAAGGAUGUGAUGAAGGUCAAAGGUCAGGUCAGUGAGGUCGCAGUGCUCCUGCUGGACUCUGAGCCACACAUCGCCAGCCUCGCUCUCAACUUCUUCAACGAGCUCUCUGCAAAGGACAAUGCCAUUUACAACCUGCUGCCAGACAUCAUCAGCCGAUUAUCUGAUCCUGAACGUGGAAUGAAGGAGGAGGACUUCAACACCAUUAUGAAACAACUCUUCUCCUACAUCACUAAAGAGAGACAGACAGAGAGUUUAGUGGAGAAGCUCUGCCAGCGAUUCAGAACCGCAAAGACUGAGCGUCAGUGGGCAGAUCUGGCCGUCUCUCUGUCCUUGUUGUCGGUGUGCGAGCGAGGUUUCAAAAAGCUGCAAGAGUGCUGGGACUGUUACAGUGAUAAACUCGCUGAGCCUGGAGUCUAUCAGCCCCUCCUGUCCAUUGCAGCCAAACUCCGUCGACGAGCCAAACCACAGUUUAAGGCGCAGGUUGAAGACUACGAGAAGCGCUUGACUGCUGUUCACACUAAAGGGCUGGAGAAUGUGGAGAACGAGGAGAGAGAACAGCAGAUUGGAGACACACAAAGUCAAAACCUAAAAACGCCACAGCCACAGAAGAGCGUGCGCAAAACCACACGAGGACGUAGUAAACCGAAGUUAGAUGACAGCGACCUUGUAACCCCAAGAAAAUCUCGCUCUCGUCCCAAACCUGCCAUCACCUUUACCAGUGAUGAAGAAGAGGAAGAAGGUCAGUACUGGCUGGAUCUGACCGAGCAGGAUGUGUUUUGGAACACGUCGGACACAGGUUGGGCCAAGUCUGCAUGGAGCAGUGUGUUUGCGCCAUGGAUCCAGGGAGCGUGUGUGUUUGUUCACCACAUGCCACGUUUUGAUACAAGUACAGUCCUCAAGACUCUGAGCAGCUAUCCCAUCACCACCUUCUGCACGGCACCAACAGCCUAUCGAAUGCUUGUACAGGACGACAUAUCCAGGUUUACGUUCAGGGCUCUUGAGCACUGUCUGUGUGCAGGAGAGCCCAUUAACCCAGAGGUGAUGUGGAAAUGGAAAGAACUCACUGGACUGGACAUCUAUGAGGGAUACGGACAGACUGAGACUGUUUUAAUAGCAGGCACAUUCAAAGGCAUGAAGAUCAAACCAGGAUCUUUUGGAAAGGCAUCACCAGGAUAUGAUGUUCAGGUGGUGGAUGAAGAUGGUUCUGUUGUGCCACAAGGCCAAGAGGGAGACCUCGGCAUCAGAGUCAAACCAGACAGGCCUUUCUCUCUUUUUACAGAGUUUUUUUUUUGUCAGAUUGAGUUUGUGGAUCAUCUUCCCAAGACAGUAAGCGGGAAAAUCAGGCGAGUGGAGUUAAGAAAGAAGGAAUGGGGACAGCAAACAAAUCUGGAAAUGAGUAAACAAAUUUCUGGACAAAUCACAUUCCACCUUUUUAUAUACAACAUUCCCAGAUGUCUUCCCACUUUAAUGCGCCACAUUUAAGGAUCUACACACCCGUAGUCCUUCAGCUCACCUGCAGGUGGAGGCAUUUCAUAACAAUCAAGUUGCAGAACUCAUUUCUAAUUUCAUGCAUCAAACAUUUUAUAUGAUUCUACCUCAUGUUUAAUCAUGUUUAAGUGGAGUAACUCAAAAUUUAUAAGCCUUGCAGUUCAAAUGCGUUUUAUUCUUUUCAUAUUAAAUUGUAGAUCAUAUUCUGCAUAUGCAAAACCUAAAUGUGAAUUAAUUUGUAUUUAUAUAAUUAAAAGCCUCUUUUUUGAGUAAGUAAUAAAAGCAUUUUUGGGUGACUAUAUGUUAGCUAAAACUUGUUUAUAAUCUCUUCUAAACACAGUGAUCCUUUUUUCCUCAAGAGCAUGAUGUCAUGUGACUGAUGACAGAUGGCAGACACAAAUCUGAUCUGUGCUGAAUGAUGAGAGGAUUGUGAGGUUAUAAAGAUUUCUGAAUUUACCCUACAGAAAGGAGUGAGGAAUGCAGUGAUUUUUCAGAUGACAAAUCUGUUAGUAAAUUAGUCUUGACCACUAAUGGAGAAAAACAGAUGACCUGUAGCUUGUCAAAAAUAAUAACAAUGUGACAACUUUUGAAAAAUGAAAGGCUAGAUUUUAUUUUCACACUGCCAAAACUUUAACCAAGCUGUAAAUUUCCCUCUCUGGUUAUUCAAGGACCAUAGAGGGUGACAUUUUUGUGGUGCGGCACACUCACUGACUGCAGUAAUGAGACAGGUGCUGUUUAAUUGACCUGUUAAUGGGUCUUAUGCUUAUCAGGUGGAAAAACAGAGCCAUAGACUUAAGCCAAAAUAUGCCAGACCUCAGCCAUUUAAACUGCUUCAUGGCAUGUCAUUAAAUCAGACUGUAGAUGUUUGUUAUGACAGCCUGAAGGAUGUCGGCCUGAAAACACAGCUUGUUUGUGUAUGCAGAGAUGUGUUUGUGGAUCAAUCUGUCGGUUUUGGUUUGCAGCAAGUAAUUUGAAUGGCUCAAACUGCUAACAGACUGUCAAAACCUGAGCUGCUUACCUGUCCUUACAAAAAAGUACUGUGGCUGUACCAUACCAAAUACCAUAGUACUGUGAU
Sinocyclocheilus rhinocerous is the source of this 5990-nucleotide messenger RNA. It is a transcript of the gene ncapd2, whose product is annotated as non-SMC condensin I complex, subunit D2. The record is from RefSeq and is a predicted model, not a curated record. Gene Ontology annotation, molecular function: histone binding. Gene Ontology annotation, biological process: meiotic chromosome condensation; mitotic chromosome condensation; mitotic cell cycle. Gene Ontology annotation, cellular component: condensed chromosome, centromeric region; nucleus; condensin complex. NCBI's taxonomy places the organism in Eukaryota, Metazoa, Chordata, Actinopteri, Cypriniformes, Cyprinidae.